This is a messenger RNA of Brassica napus (rape), 2118 nucleotides long. RefSeq lists its product as uncharacterized. The record is from RefSeq and is a predicted model, not a curated record. Lineage: Eukaryota; Viridiplantae; Streptophyta; Magnoliopsida; Brassicales; Brassicaceae. The transcript is spliced from 3 exons. Bases 1 to 2118 code for a protein of 705 amino acids.
AUGCGGACAAAGCACCAGGUCCGGAUGGAUUCUCCUCGGGAUUCUUUCAGACCAAUUGGGAUUCCAUUGGACCUGAUAUUGUCAAAGAAGUGCAAGAGUUUUUUGAAACCAGUAAAGCUCCCAGUGAAGAUUAACGAGACUUUUAUCCGACUCAUCCCAAAAGUCACUGGGCCGCAAGCAGUCACGGACUAUCGACCAAUAGCAUUAUGCAACGUCUACUACAAGAUCAUCUCUAAGAUCUUGACAAAGCGACUGCAACCUCUACUCACAGAAAUCAUCUCAGAAACUCAAUCCGCCUUUGUCCCGGGAAGAGCAAUUGCAGAUAAUGUCUUGAUCACCCAUGAAGUUCUCCACUACCUCCAAACCUCUAAAGCGGAGCAGCGGGUCUCUAUGGCUGUCAAGACGGAUAUGAGUAAAGCUUAUGACAGUGAGGUGCUCUCGGGACUUUGUAAUAGAGCUCAAGAAGCUGGUCGGCUGACCGGUAUUCGAGUGGCAAAUGAGAGUCCAAGGAUAAAUCACCUUCUCUUUGCGGACGACACAAUAUUCUUUCUCAAGGCCGAUCCGGAAAAUGCAACCGCCUUGCAAUCGAUCUUGACUAGCUACGAGACAGCAUCCGGCCAAUCGAUCAACACCAGCAAAUCCUCCAUUACUUUCUCUCGAAGAGCGCCAAACUCCGUCAAGACACAUAUCAAAGACUGUCUACAAAUCCAAAAAGAAGGUGGCACCGGGAAAUAUUUUGGUUUACCCGAGCAUUUUGGUCGGCGAAAACGGGAUCUUUUCACAUCCAUAGUGGACAUAAUAAAGAUCAAGGCAAGCAGUUGGUCGAAAAGGCACUUAUCCGCAGCGGGUAAAAUGGUGAUGCUCAACAGUGUCCUUUCUCCCAUCCCGUCCCACGCCAUGACGUGUUUCAAGCUCCCAAAAUCUCUCAUCACUCGAAUCCAAUCAGCGGUAACGAGAUUUUGGUGGGACGACAAAGAUGGAAAGAAAAAGAUUGAUUGGGUUUCCUGGACUAAGAUGACUCAACCAAAGGACAAAGGAGGCCUAGGAUUCAGGGACUUUGAGAGUUUCAAUGACGCUUACCUGGCCAAACUGAGUUGGCGACUGAUCCAUAACCCCUCCUGCCUACUCAGUCGCAUUCUGCAGGGGAAGUACUUUGGAGAUUCAUCUUUCCUCGAAGCAUCAAACAAAACCGUGGAGUCACAUGGAUGGAGAGGGCUAAUGAUAGGCAGAGACCUCAUACUGAAAAACACUGGUUGGGUUGUUGGAAACGGAGAAUCUAUCAACAUAUGGGAAGCGCCAUGGCUGAGCCUUGAGGAAAAGAGACGACCAAUGGGACCACCUCCUCUUGCACAGCUAAACAUGAAAGUCGUUCACUUGCUCCAACCGAACAGGCAAGACUGGAACAUAGAGGAAAUUAGACGAGUUUUACCGCAGGAGGAAGAGACUAUUCUAAGCCUGAAACCAAGUAAAACCGGGGCUCCGGACAAACUGAUAUGGCUAGGCACCACUUCUGGAGAGUACACGACUCACUCAGGAUAUGAAACGGCCCUGAAGGAGCAUAACGCUAAUCUAGAAGACCCUCUGGCUACUGACAUCAACUGGGUUCGAGAUAUCUGGAAGAUAGAAACUGCCCCGAAAAUCAAGUUGUUUCUAUGGAAGGUCUUUCGUGCGGCACUUCCGGUAGGAAGCAAUCUUGCUGCCCGCAACAUUACAAACUCGACCCUAUGCAAUCGAUGUAACACCACUGAAUCUACCAAUCAUCUUUUUUUUCAAUGCAACUUCGCUCAAAAAGUAUGGAGCCUCGCUCCUUUCUCACAAAGUGUUGAUGUUAGAGGACUGGUAGAUUUAGCUUCUUGCUGGCAUUCUCUGUGUACUCUAGAGUGUCUCCCACCUUCGGGUGUUUCAGGGCAACUUGCUCCGUGGAUUCUUUGGGGUAUCUGGCUCGCGCGCAAUAAUCUGAUCUUCAACAACAAGCAGUCAUCACCCGAGGAAGUCAUCUCAUCGGCCAUAAACGCAGCAAGGGAAUGGCUCUCUGAACAGGUCAAGACUCCAACUCCUACACCGACCCCUCUACCUAGAGAGACAAGACCACCGCACACAACUGUGCGGAAGGACUAG